UCCCCCAGCCUCCUUUAGUUCCGCCGAGUCCCGCCCCCCCCCGUCGAGCUUCCCCACUACAUUGGCUUAAUUUGUCCCUUGGCCCCGCCCCUGAGCCCCGCUCCUUGCCAUCAUUGGCGGGGCCUCGCCUCGCACCCCGCCCCCUGUCCGGCUCCGGGCUCCCAUUGUCUCCGCAGAUGCCGCUUGGUCCAGCUAUCGUGUUCGGUGUUCAGUUUUCUGAGGUCGCGCUCUUUCUCUGCCGGGCGGAGAGGUCCCGCGGCAAAGAGCCGGCUUCCCAAGUUCGGGCUGUUCUUUCCUUCUUAGGACACAGUUUGCUGAGCCAGGGAGGCAGCAGCGAUGUCCGCUCUGCGAUCUCUUCUGCUUCUGCUGCUGUCUCUGUGUCCCGGUCCUGGUCCUGGACCCGGGACCGAGGCAAAGGUCACCCGGAGUUGCGUUGAGACCCGGCAGGUGCUGGGGGCCCGGGGAUAUAGCUUAAGCCUACUCCCUCCCGCCCUGAUCUCAGGUGAGCACCUCCGGAUCUGUACCCAGGAGUACACCUGCUGUUCCAGUGAGAUAGAGCAGAGGCUGACUUGGGAGACAGAGACCACCUUCCGAGGCCUGGUGGAGGAGAGCGGCUCAUUCCUGGUUCACACACUGGCUGCCCGGCACAGAAGAUUUGAUGAGAUUUUUCGGGAGAUACUCUUGUCAUCUGAGCACUCUCUGGCCCUGCUUUUCCACCACUCCUUCGGCCACCUGUACUCCCAGCACGCCCCUGUAUUCAGUGGCCUGUUCUCUCGGCUGCGGGACUACUAUCAGAGGUCCGGUGAGGGGUUAGAUGACGCUUUGGUGGAUUUCUGGGCGCAGCUCCUGGAGAGAUUGUUCCCCCUGCUGCAUCCACAGUACAUCUUCUCCCCCGAGUACCUGUUCUGCCUCACUCGCCUCGCCUCCUCUGCUGACGACUCUCUGAAGCCUUUCGGGGAUGCACCCCACCGCCUUCACCUGCAGAUAACCCAGGCCCUGGUGGCUGCCCGGGCCUUUAUCCAGGGCCUGGAGACCGGAAGAGACGUGGUCAGCGAAACACUUAAGGUGCCCAUGUCUGAAGGCUGCAGGCGGGCUGUGAUGCGUCUGACCGGCUGCCCCCUUUGUCGGGGCAUCCCCUCGGUGCCACCCUGCCGGGGCUUCUGCCUCAAUGUGGCCAAUGGCUGUCUCCACAGCCAGGGACUGGAUCCUGACUGGGGGGCCUAUCUGGAUGGUCUCCUGUUCCUGGGUGAGAAGCUCCAGGGCGCUUUUUCUUUUGAGCUGGCAGCCCAGGCCAUUGGGGUGAGGAUCUCAGAAGCCCUGAAGUACCUGCAGGAAAACAGUGUGGCAGUGUCAGCCCAGGUGUUUCAACAAUGUGGGAACCCCCAACGGACACAAAGCCGCACCCGCAGAGCCCCGGCCCCUCGGGAAGAAGCGGGGCGCCUCUGGACCUCGGCGAGGGUGGCAGGGGCUGCAGGGGUGGCAGGGGCUGCCGGGGUGGCAGGGGCGCCAGGGGCGGCAGGAGUAGCAGGGGCACCAAGGACAGAGGAGAGGCCCACGAUGGCCGGGACCACCAGCCUGAACCGCCUGGUGUGGGAGCUCCGCGAGCGGCUGGGCCGAGUGAGGGGCUUCUGGGCCCUGCUGCCCCAGGUGGUGUGCGGGGAUCCCCGCAUGGCGGCGGACGCCUCGAAGGACGCGGCGCCCUGCUGGACCGGAUCUGGGCGGGGCCGGUACUUGUCACCGGUGGUCGGGCUCUCUCCGUCCGAGCAGCUCGACAACCCAGAGCUGAACAAGGAGGACACGAGCAUCAACCUCCAGGCGCGGAGGCGGCGGCUGCAGCUCCGGGCGGCCACGACCAGGAUGAGGUUGGCCGCGCUGGGACGCGACCUGGAACUGGAGGACUGGGAUGAAGAGGCCAGUGGUUCUGGAGAGGGACAGCACUAUGCAGACGGCUGGAUGGCUGGGGCAGCAGCAGUGGCCCCCCCAGCCAGGCUGCCUCGCCCUCCUCGAAGGGACGUUAGUGGGGGCAAAGGAGGAGGUGUCCUUGUCCGCCACAACCAGGGCAGGAGCAGGACUGGGGGGACAUCGGUUGGUUUUCGCACCCACCCCAUCCUCAUUCUCUCCCUCUCAGCCCUGGCCCUGCUCGGACCAAGAUAACAGGGGAGGGGUGCCCUAGCAUCAGAAGGGUUCAGGGCCCUUCCCCUCUUCCCCUCAGCUGGGUCUGAGGAGGAGUCGAAGGGGGAUGCAGAGCGGUAGAGAAAGGGACUUUUUGGGUGAAUGGCUGGGGCCCCAAAUCCAGGAGAUUACCAUUGUGGGUUGGGGGUGGGGGGGUGGGUGUUCACAAUAUUUAUUUUUUCAUUUACAAUCUGGGGAGGAAGAGGCUGGGGGUAUUUAUUUAGGAAGGAGGUGUACUCACCAACCAAGCCUCUGUGUUGGGCCCGUUGUCAGCCCCAACAAGGAAAAAGGGAAGGAGUUUUCGAGUUGCGAUUGGGGGUGGGGUUUGAAAGAAGUUGGAAGUCGGGAAGGGGUGGGAAACCUGGUCUCAAAGGGGCAAACCUGGGUGCUGAUGGGGUUCAGGGCAGGGGACUCUGGGGUAUGUGAAUAGGGUCAAAAUCUGUGGGCCUGGUUUCUAUGGAGUUUUCCCAGUAUCAAUUUCUGAAACUAAAAUGCCAAAAAGAAAAAAAAAGGGCUCAUCUCAUGAUCUCUCUCAUCUAUAUCCUUCACAAGCUUCCACACUUCAUGUUUCAGUGUUGGAGUCAGUGUUUAUUCUGCAAAUAAACAGCUAACAUAUUGGA
This is a messenger RNA of Mustela erminea (ermine), 2792 nucleotides long. RefSeq names its product glypican 2 (gene GPC2). Gene Ontology annotation, biological process: smoothened signaling pathway; regulation of signal transduction; cell migration. The coding region runs from base 337 to 2154 and encodes 605 amino acids. Gene Ontology annotation, cellular component: synapse; cell surface; plasma membrane. NCBI's taxonomy places the organism in Eukaryota, Metazoa, Chordata, Mammalia, Carnivora, Mustelidae. The record is from RefSeq and is a predicted model, not a curated record. The transcript is spliced from 10 exons.